This is a messenger RNA of Erigeron canadensis, 1357 nucleotides long. RefSeq names its product protein LAZY 1-like. Gene Ontology annotation, biological process: regulation of auxin polar transport; gravitropism. The record is from RefSeq and is a predicted model, not a curated record. Lineage: Eukaryota; Viridiplantae; Streptophyta; Magnoliopsida; Asterales; Asteraceae. The coding region runs from base 201 to 1190 and encodes 329 amino acids. The transcript has 5 exons.
AUAACACCAUUUUUUCCCGAAAAUUGAAAGAGACAGGCACCCAUAAUAUUUCUCUCUGUUUUUGGCGCUUCAUCUAGAAUAUCCUAGCAGCAUGUUUCUAAUUUAUACACAAAAUGACAAAUCUUUAUAAAUAGCUAUAUGUUUACAUCCAUUUCCUAGUGCAAAUAAGCUACCAAUAACAACUUAGUACAAAGUUCAAGAUGAGGAUACUAGGUUGGAUGCAAAACAGAAUCAGGAGAAACAACAAUGAUCAGAACAUACAUGAUUCAGCAAGGAGAUCCUAUUAUUUUUACUCAGCACCAUGGGAGCCCAACGAGCUUCAGCAUUCUUUAGAUGCUAAUACUAAUUCUGCAGAUUUCAAGCAGCCAGCACAUGGAGUAAAUGAAGAUGAAAAGGUUGACAUGAGCACCGAUUUUUUUCACCAAUUUCUUGCAAUUGGGACCCUUGGUUCUGUAUUAACUACUAAAGAGCCUGUUACACCAAAAACUGUAAUGCAUCCUGAAAUUGCAACUGAGAAAGACAACGGCACGCCAGAUAAUGAAUUGCUGUAUCAGAACAAGUCAGAGAGUCUAGGUGAAAAGGAUACCAAAGAUAACAGUCAUACAGUGGUGUGUCCACUGAAAGAACAUUCUGGAAUAAUGGUGACCAAAGAAGAGGAAAAGAAACAGAAGAGUACACCUGGUGACAACCUUGUCAAGAGAUACGUCACAUGCUACAAAAGAUCAGGAAAACUAGACAAAGGAGUAGAAAGAGAAACUCACCCCUCACACUUCAUGAAGAAAAUGCUGAAAAAACUUGAUUUCACAUCAUGCCACAGCCCUUGUCCUGCUGGUGAUGAUGCUAUUGUUAGUGAGUCAACCAAGAAGAAACCCAUCAAGGUGUUUCAGAUGUCAAGAAAAAUCCACCCCCAAGCAGCUGAUCAUCAUGUCACUGAGUCACACAACUAUGAGGUCAAGAAGAUACCUCAUGAUGAAUGCUAUGAAAAUAAAGAAACAUUAGAAGAUGUAGACAACAUGGAUCCUCAAGCUGGAAUGUUAAAGAAAGAAACAGCUGCCAGCAGAAUAUCUGCCGACAGGCCGAUCAACAGCCCGCCAGAUGCAAAAAUAGGGCACUGGAUUAAAAAUGAUGCAAAUUAUUUUGUGCUGGAAUUUGAGAAGUUUGAAGAUAAUGAUGGCGUUAAAUCCUUCUAAAGUUGUAUCAUCCAUGUAAGAAAAGGAGUUCAAUUGUGUGCCGUAAUGCAGGAUUGGUAACCAAACCAAGUAUUGUAAAGCAAGUAAUAGUCGUAAAGUAAAGAUGGUGAAAUAAAAAACCUCUCCUAUCAGCUUCAUACUUAAUGAGUAGUAUAUGAAUAUAGAUA